GUGUUUUACAAACCAUGCUGCUGUGUUUCAGAUUUUGGGGACACAUUUCUUACAUUUUUAAAGCAGCUGUUGGUUUCCAUUCAUUUGUGUACGAUGUGAACAUCAAAUGGCAGCAUGUUGGAACUUGCAUGACUUGUGUAGUUAGUAUAUUGCAUCACAGUGAACACACCGUUUCUUUGUAACUUACGUGGAUAUCGUGAUGAACGGUUGACGAUUUGACUAAACUACAACAACAACUGGUCGACGUCGUAUCAGUUAUUAUUCAAGCAAAAUGCCAAACUUUUGCUGUUUCCAGUAUUUGAAAAUUGACCCUCAUCAGCGGAGUCAUCAUGUUAAUCCUGUUUGUCUCUGAGCUGCAGUACUAUCUCACUAAAGAGGUCCACCCUGAGCUGUAUGUCGACACAUCGCGAGGAGACAAACUGAAAAUCAACAUCGACAUCAUUUUCCCUCACAUGCCCUGCGCCUAUCUCAGUAUAGAUGCAAUGGACGUGGCCGGUGAGCAGCAGUUGGACGUUGAACACAACCUGUUCAAACAGCGGCUGGACAAAGACCUCAAACCCGUCACCCACGAGGCAGAGAAACAUGAACUUGGUAAAGCUGACGAUGGUGAAGUGUUUGACCCCAGUACUUUGGACCCAAAUAGAUGUGAGAGCUGCUACGGCGCUGAGACUGAUGAUCUCAAAUGCUGUAACACCUGUGACGACGUGCGAGAGGCGUACCGGCGGCGAGGCUGGGCGUUCAAGAGCGCUGACACCAUUGAGCAGUGUAAGAGGGAGGGCUUCACACAAAAGAUGCAGGAGCAGAAGAACGAAGGCUGCCAGGUUUACGGCUUCCUGGAGGUCAACAAGGUGGCUGGAAAUUUCCACUUCGCUCCAGGAAAAAGUUUCCAGCAGUCUCACGUCCAUGUGCACGCUGUGGAAAUUCACGACCUGCAGAGUUUUGGCUUGGACAAUAUAAACAUGACCCAUCUGAUAAAACACCUGUCGUUCGGUAAAGAUUACCCCGGCAUCGUGAACCCUCUGGACGGGACAGACGUCACAGCGCCACAAGCUUCAAUGAUGUACCAGUAUUUUGUGAAAAUUGUUCCCACCAUCUACAUGAAAACUGAUGGAGAGGUGGUAAAAUCCAACCAGUUCUCAGUCACCAGGCAUGAAAAAGUUGCCAACGGGCUAAUAGGAGACCAGGGGCUGCCGGGUGUCUUUGUUUUAUAUGAGCUGUCACCUAUGAUGGUUAAAUUCACAGAGAAACACAGAUCGUUCACACACUUCCUAACAGGUGUUUGCGCCAUCAUCGGCGGUGUAUUUACAGUGGCGGGUUUGAUCGACUCGCUCAUCUACCACUCGGCUCGUGCCAUCCAGAAGAAGAUAGAGCUAGGCAAGGCCUCUUAACAGCGCCCCCCCUGCUGGCCUCCACGGUGCAACACAGACCAAGACACGGAUGACGGAAAGACGAGGGACAGACAGGUAGAGGGUGAAGUUCGGAAACAGAAGCGAGCGAGUUUUCGUCCCCUCCGUCUUUUUUUGUCUGGUGUCAGAUCGAGCGAGAGAAAUACAGAGAGAGAGGAAGAGAGGUUUUAAGUCAGCCAAGUUUUUUAAGUCCUCUGUCUCUCUUUUUCUUCUGGAAAAGCACUGGAGAGGAACUUCUGGGCCGUUUUUUUGAAUUUUCCUCUCCAUUGUUAAAUUCAACGCCAACAGGAGAAUCAAACUUUUUUUUAUGAUCGAACUCAAGCAGAGAAGAAGGACGCCUCAUCGAUGCAGACCCAGCCUCCAGAUUUCUUCUUCAUGGAAAAAGGGAACUCCCUUCCCUCCAUCCUGUUUACGUCCUGCUUCAGCGCUGGUCCACACUCGGCUCGCUCUUCGCAAGAGGAUCCGCGGUCGAGCCCUUUGUCUAGAGGGGUGAGGAAGAGAGAGCUUGGAGACUUUUUUAAAGGAAUAUUUCGCCCAAAAAAAAUGUUUUGUUUCCUUAUCAGUCACUCACCUAUUUAACCUGGACUGAUGGAUGAAAACAAGCUCGCACCUGCAUCUCUGUACGCUGAAUCACAGAAGACCCAAAUGUUUUCUCAUGAUCACAAGAAAGUGAUUUUGUGAUCUCAGCAUCACAAAUGUGUUGUUCUUAAUGUCAACAAAUCCCAAAAAAAGACCAAAACCAAUAAUGUACUGAUCUACUAAGAAUUAUUAUGU
This is a messenger RNA of Thunnus maccoyii (southern bluefin tuna), 2180 nucleotides long. RefSeq names its product ERGIC and golgi 3 (gene ergic3). The coding region runs from base 330 to 1388 and encodes 352 amino acids. NCBI's taxonomy places the organism in Eukaryota, Metazoa, Chordata, Actinopteri, Scombriformes, Scombridae. Gene Ontology annotation, cellular component: COPII-coated ER to Golgi transport vesicle; Golgi membrane; endoplasmic reticulum membrane. The transcript is spliced from 14 exons. The record is from RefSeq and is a predicted model, not a curated record. Gene Ontology annotation, biological process: retrograde vesicle-mediated transport, Golgi to endoplasmic reticulum; endoplasmic reticulum to Golgi vesicle-mediated transport.